AUGCCUCGUGCUUCGGGCUCGGGUAAGCGACACCCUGGCCCCGCUGGUCAGCGCGACGCGAGACACGAUAAUGGCCUUGUAGGUCCCGCUUCCGCCAAGCGCUCCUCGGCCAAGAAGAACAACGGCAACGCUCACCACCACUCUGACGCUUCCGCCAUCGCCGCCGUUGCCGCUUCUGCUGCUCCCUCGAUCGACUACGCCUCCGCUCAUCAGCGGUCGCCCCUCUCGCCCCCUCGCAAGGGAAACGCUGCCUCCGUUAACAACGCAGCGACGGCAGCCGUCAUCCCUCCGCCAUUCGUCAAUGGCAGCGCUUCCCCUUCUGCCGUCCCCAGGCAGAAUGGCAUGUAUGCUGCCGCUGAUCAACUCCCGAUCGGUGGUGGUCUGGUCAACGGCUCCUCUGGCGCCCACGCUCUGAGGUCUGGUAGCUCCGAUCCUGGCUACUCUGACGAGACCUCGUCCGAGUCGGGCGCCUCCCUCGUCAUGCGCAACGGCUACGUCGACGCUGGCCAUCGCCAGAUUGACGUCAACGCCCUGAAGAAUGUCGACGUGCAUCGCGACUCCGGCCCGCUCGAGCUGGCCACCACCGUCCUCAAGGCCCUGCCUAUGCAGGACACCCUGGCCAUCCUCAUCAUUCUCAUGCAUGUCCCCGCCGUUUCGCUGACCUUCAUUUACACCAUCUUUGCCUUCCUCACCUUUGUGCCCCCCGUCACCACCAGCUCUGGCAUGAACAUCAACUUUGCCGAGAUGCUCGAUGGCAUGGCCACCACCCCGGCUCCAGUCACCCUCCUCUGCAUGGACAUGCUCUUCGUACUGUUCUGGCUGUUCCUGUGGCAGCCGCUGCAAGAGGUCAUGCUCGACCUUGCCAAGCCCGUCAUCGCCAUCACCCUUGGCGGCGGUACUGGCUCCCGUGACGGCACUUCCAGGGGCCUCACCACCUGCUUCAUCUGGGUCAUGCUGCACCACCUCCUCCGCGGCACCCAGUCUCACUGGGCCCGCCUAGUCCGCCACAUCCCCGACACCUGGCCGAUCCCGGCCGUUCUCCACGAGCCCUUCAAGCUGCAUGCCCAAGAGUUUGAGGUCAAGGGCAUCAUCGCUUGGACCAGGAGCCUGCUCGCCGUCCACAUACUCACCCAGGGCAUUAUCCGCCAUGUCAAGGAGUGGUACCUGCGCAGGGAAAAGGUCAACGCGAACGUCAGUCUGAGCGAUCCGGAGGUUGGGAAGCCAGUUUCUGGCAAUGCCACCUCUUCCUCCUCCUCCGCCGCCGCCGCCGGUCCUGCCGAUGGCUCCUCAGUAGGGGACAUCGGUCUGACGACACCCGAGACGGAGCCGACGGUACCGCAGGGGCCCAGCUCGUUAUCAGCAAGCAAAAAGAAAAGAAAGCAGAGCACACAGGUACGCCUGCAGCAACCGCUGUGGGCUGCACUUGCAAGCACCAAGAUUGUCGUCAUGAAAGAGUACGAGCUCUCGCACACGUCGCGCGAGCAGACGGGCUCCAACGCCACCGAUGUCCACAACCUCGGGAACGCACCUUUCGAGCGGCAGCCGCGUCAGGUGUGGAUAUCAUACGUUGGAAGUGAUGAAGUUUGUUUUAGCACCAGUUUUUUCCCCGAGGAUAUGAUGGAUAUGGAUACGGAGACGGCGAGGGGAGGAGAGGGGGACACGAUGCCCACAGCCACGAAGAACCCGGAGAAACCCUUCUUUGUGCGCGUCAACAACGCCUUCUGGCAACCCACACGCAUGUUUCCCCUCGAGGCGCCGGUGGAGGAGAUGGAAGAGGAGCAGCGAGGCACGCGGUGGACCGGCGACAUCUACGGGUUGCGCCCCGCGUCAAAGUACGUCGUCGAGUUCGUGCACCGCCGGACGGAAGAGGUCCUCUUCAAGACGAGCAUCCGCACGGUCCACGAGCCGCAGCGCGAGGACGAGGCCGGAGGCCACGCGGCAACGGCAGCGGCAACUGAACAGCCCUCGCUGCGGCCCGACUCCCCAGCCACGACGCUCCGGACUUCGAUCGCCGCAGCCGACGCCAGGCUUACCGAAGAGAAGAACCAGCUCAAGUCGGCGCGCAAAGAGUGGAAGUCGCGCAUCAACAACCUCAAGAAGGAGAUUGAGCUCGCGGACAACCAGCUGGCGUCGGCCGGCAACCACGACGAAAAGUACCGGCAGAAGGUGCGGCAGCAGGAGACGCAAAAGUCGCAGGCCGAGCGCGACACGGCCGAGCUGGCGGACCAGCUCAAGAACUUUGACUCGGGCGCCGAGCUGGCGGAGCGCAAGAAGAAGGUGGAGCGAGCGUAUGCGGCAAGCAAGAAGCUGUACGACGCGGAGAAGAAGGACUUUGAGGACCACAAGGCCAAGCUAGAGAAUGAGGUGCGCGCCCGCCAGGUGGAGCAGUCCAACCUGGUCAGCCGGGUCAACAAGAUGCGCACCCGCAUCAACAAGGUGGAGACGGAGCUGGCCAACAUCACCGACGCCAACAACCGUGGACUCGACGAGGCCGAGAGACACCGCCGCGAGCGCGCGAACUGGCAGGACCACAUGGCCGCUAUCGAGACAAACUACCGCGAGCGUCUGAUGCACGCCAGGGCUACCAACGCUGCCAAGCUCGAGCAGAUCCGCGUGGCCGAGGCCCAGCUAGUAGCUCUCGUCAGCGGCGGUAACGGCGCCUCCAGCACGGCCAUGCUCGACUUCCAGCAGCAGCAGCAGCAGCAGCAGCAACCAAGCGGAUCAUGGAACCCCAACCCCGCGGCGCCGCCUCACAUCCCUUCGAGCAUGUGGGGAGCCCCGGAGGCCAUCCCCGCCGUCGCAACGUCGACCCCCCAUCGUAACCACGCAGGCCUCGCAUCGGCAUGGCAACCCCCGCCCACGGCACCCCCUUUCGAACCUAUGGGUGCUAGGACACCCAGUGGUGGCAUCAAGAUGCGCGGACGCAGCUCCAGCAUGCUCAGCGAUGUUAGUGGCUUCACGCAGUCGAGCAACGAGGAUGAUGUUGGUGGCGCCUACCAAAGCUACGGGCCUUCCUCCUUGAACGGGAACCCCUGGUGGCAGUUUUCCUCCAUGACGGGACCUGUCCUGCAGGGAUUACAUCAGGGAGGGAGCAGCGGCAGUGGGAGUGGGAGUGCGCCCAGGAGUCCUGUCUGA
Geosmithia morbida is the source of this 3135-nucleotide messenger RNA. Its product is annotated as Chromosome segregation ATPase. NCBI's taxonomy places the organism in Eukaryota, Fungi, Ascomycota, Sordariomycetes, Hypocreales, Bionectriaceae. The record is from RefSeq and is a predicted model, not a curated record. The transcript has a single exon. Bases 1 to 3135 code for a protein of 1044 amino acids.